AGGUCCGGGGCGGAGCUGGAGACGGAAGCUUGGGCGGCGCAGCUGCACCUGAGGCCCGGGCCGGGCAGGAGCCGGUGGGACCGGACCCGAGCGCACCGCACAGGACCGCACAGGAGAGGAGACGAGAGGACAGGGCCGGGCCGGGCCGGAGGCGGGCGGUGCGAGGCCAUGGACGGUGGCGGCGGCGUUGACGGUCGAGACCUGUUGAGGGACGAAUCGCUGCUGGAGGAGGGAGAAGACGCGGCUGCCUCCGUCGGGACCGGCGAGACCCUGUCGCAGCAGGAACGGGAGGAGCUGAGGAAAGAACUCGCCAAGGUGGAGGAGGAGAUCCAGACGCUCUCUCAGGUGCUGGCGGCCAAGGAGAAGCGGCUGGCGGACAUCAAGAGGCAGCUGGGGGUCAGCUCGCUGCAGGAGCUGCGGCAGAACCUCUCCGAGGCCUGGCAGGACGUGACCGCCACCACCGCGUACAAGAGGACGUCCGAAACGCUCUCUCAAGCUGGACAGAAGGCCUCGGCCGCCUUCUCGUCCGUCGGUUCGGUCAUCACCAAAAAGCUGGAAGACGUGAGGGCGCAGGCCUUGGCGCCGUCCUUUAGCAUCCGCUCCAUCCAGCACUCAAUUAGCAUGCCCGCCAUGAGGAACUCUCCUACUUUCAAAUCCUUUGAAGAAAAGGUGGAAACCUUGAAGUCGAAGGUCGGGGGCCCCAAGCCCGGCGGAGGAGACUUCGGAGAAGUCUUGAACUCCACGGCCAACGCCAGCGCCCCGCCUCCCGAGCCCGUCCCCGAGCAGCCCCGGGAGGGCCAGUGAACCCCCGCCCUGCCCCCGUCCCGCCGGCUCCUGCCUCGCCGCCGGACGCCGCCCACCGCAUCGGGGCAGGGCCUCGGGCGGGAGCUUCACCGGACCGGACCGCGCGCUUUCAUUCCGCUCGAUGUUCACGCCACGAAGCAGCUUGUGUGUGUGGGUUUGAUUCUCCUGGACAUUAAAGAGUGGUGUGUGGUCCUGG
Molecule: messenger RNA, 1000 nt
Organism: Ornithorhynchus anatinus (platypus)
Lineage: Eukaryota; Metazoa; Chordata; Mammalia; Monotremata; Ornithorhynchidae
Gene: TPD52
Product: tumor protein D52
Exons: 8
Coding region: 169-804 (211 amino acids)
Biological process (GO): B cell differentiation
Cellular component (GO): cytoplasm
Source: RefSeq, a predicted model, not a curated record